UCGGCAGGUCUGGAUGAAGAUGAGACUUUCUUGUGCAGAGGAAGUGGCAUUUCACUGUCAAACCGUUUCUAGAGGCUAGGCCGGCCUCUUGUUGAAGAAGCCAAAUGGCCCCUUCCUCUGUCUUCCUCGUCAACUCUCACGUCGAGAAGCGGAAUUCGCAAGAAUACAAAUCUUACGUUGUGGAAUCAGAAAUAAUUUAUGCGCCUAAUUGAUACUGGCAAUUAACACGAGCAUUGGAAUCUUCUCCCAAUUCGCAACGAGCGUUACCGGCCCCGAGACAUUGGCGUAUUUAGAUCUAUCGACUCAGAACUCCAGAGUCGGCGAAGUUUUAUUGUCCAAAAAUGAAGCGAACUCUGCUCGUCUGGGCGUUGAUGGUGCCUUUCUUUUGCCUACUAGGCUCGACGGGUGCGGUGAUCGAGGCGGAGGUCAGGAGCUCGCUGAUCAGCUUCCUAGGAAACCUCUCGAAUCACGGGGUCGUUGCAGCCAUCGGCUGGAAACAAGAGUCCGACCCCUGCGUCGACGGCUGGAACGGUAUAGCUUGCGAUGCGCAGAAUGCUUCCGUGACGAAGUUGCGUCUUGAAGGGUUCAAUCUUUCAGGGAGCCUCGACAUGGGUUCUCUCUGCAAUAUGCCCGCCAUCGCGAGCUCUCUUGCUCGCCUCGUUCUCAAUGGGAACAACCUCGGCGGCGGAGUGCCAGCGCAGAUCUCGAUUUGCAGGCAGCUCACUCACUUGCAGAUCGGCGGGAACAAGUUCGAGGGGGAACUUCCCGACUCGCUAGCUACGUUGGAUAAUCUCAAAGUUCUUAAUGUUUCGUACAAUAACUUUUCUGGCAACUUGCCGAAUUUGUCCAGGAUUUCGGGGCUCCAGAUUUUCCUGGCUCAGGACAAUCAGCUAAGCGGGAAGAUUCCCGCAUUCGACUUCUACAAUUUCGACGAAUUCAAUGUCUCCUACAACAACUUCAGCGGCCAAAUCCCGGAUGUCCAAGGUUAUUUCAAUUCGAGCAGCUUUAUCGGCAAUCCGUUCCUGUGCGGAUAUCCGCUCCCGAAUAACUGUCCACAAGAUAAGAGGAAAGGCGUCUCUGGCGAGCAGGUACUUAUGUACUCGGGCUAUGCACUACUGGGUUCACUUCUCGUGGGCGCAGUCGGCUUCAAGCUCUGCAAGAAAAAGAUGAAGAAGACAGGCAAGGUCGACUCAGAAAACAGCGCAUUAUCGAUCGACGGAAGCGGGAACAAGGCUACCGUUCCAUCAAGUGAACACAAAACUAGUGCUACACUGAAUAGACCAGAAGUCUCGGCUACCUCAGUCGAGAGUGGAGUGGUCUCGUCUUCCCUCGUGGUCGUCACGAGGCCGACCGUGAAUGGGCUCAUGUUUGAAGAGCUACUCCGGGCUCCGGCCGAGCUGCUCGGGAGAGGAAGGCACGGGAGCCUCUAUAAGGUCAUAUGCGAAAACGGGGCAAUGUAUGCCGUGAAGAGGAUCAAGGAUUGGGCGAUCUCAGGCGAGGACUUCAAGAAGAGGAUGCAGAGGAUAGACCAAGUAAAGCAUCCGAACGUGCUCCCGGCCGCCGCCUUCUACUCCUCCCAGCAAGAGAAGCUUCUGGUCUAUGAAUUUCAGCAAAACGGAAGCCUGUUCAGGCUCCUUCAUGGAACCCAGAUGGGAAGAGCAUUCGAGUGGGGCAGCAGGCUCAACUUCGCAGCCAGCAUUGCCAAGGGUCUCGCUACCAUGCAUCGAGAACUCCGUGAUGUCGAAAUUGCUCAUGGCAACCUGAAAUCCUCCAACAUCUUGCUGACUAAGGACAUGGAGCCCUGCAUCAGUGAGUAUGGUCUAAUGGUGCUGUACGAUCACCAAGACCUGACUCCAUCAUUGAUCACCCCCGCGUUCGAACCCGACCAUAGAUCCAAUCCAAGCAUGCCGAGAGCCUUCGGCUCGGACGCGUAUGGCUUUGGUGUGAUCCUCCUUGAGCUACUGACCGGGAAGAUGGUCCAUGACAAAGGGUUCGACUUGCCCAAGUGGGUCCUGUCCGUCGUCCAGGAGGAGUGGACCGUGGAAGUGUUCGAUAAGUCCCUGAUCUUGGAAGGAGUGAGCGAGGAGCGGAUGGUGAACUUACUCCAGGUGGCCAUCAAAUGCGUCAACCGCUUGCCGGAGGCCAGGCCGAGCAUGACACAGGUCGCAUCCAUGAUCGCCACGAUAAAGGAGGAGGAAGACAGGUCUCUGGCAUAUGAAACCUGAUAUGGCUUAGGCCUUCUCUAAAUCCUGAUAGAAUUCACAAUUAGGUGGCAAUAGGAAUCAGGCCAAAAGGGAGAGUGAAAUUUCUAGCCAAUUUAAAGUAUGAAUCUGGCUUUUUCAUGAAUAAAUAAGCAGUAAACACUGCUUGUCAUGUCUCUAGAA
Molecule: messenger RNA, 2384 nt
Organism: Eucalyptus grandis
Lineage: Eukaryota; Viridiplantae; Streptophyta; Magnoliopsida; Myrtales; Myrtaceae
Product: probable inactive receptor kinase At2g26730
Exons: 2
Coding region: 342-2225 (627 amino acids)
Biological process (GO): protein phosphorylation
Molecular function (GO): protein kinase activity; protein binding; ATP binding
Source: RefSeq, a predicted model, not a curated record